Sander lucioperca (pikeperch) is the source of this 1638-nucleotide messenger RNA. RefSeq lists its product as uncharacterized. The record is from RefSeq and is a predicted model, not a curated record. The transcript is spliced from 11 exons. Bases 210 to 1460 code for a protein of 416 amino acids. NCBI's taxonomy places the organism in Eukaryota, Metazoa, Chordata, Actinopteri, Perciformes, Percidae.
UUCCCCGCUCUUAUUUUGAAGUCCACUUCCUGUUGUGAGUCCAACAGCAGCAGCGAGUUCCCUCACCGCAGUCAUAUCGUCCGUUAACAAACCGAAAAAAGGACGUCAACAUUUAGGUGAAUUGUCAUCAACACCCGGAUGACAUGAGUCCGGUUUUAAGACGUUUUUAGAGUCGGAAGCCAGGUGUUUUAACAGUGCAGGAGGCGGCCAUGGAGCAGUCGUUUCCAGGCAGUCCGUGUUCGUCUGAGCCGGAGAGUCCUGGAGGUCUGAACCGAGGCUGCCUCCUCGACCCCGCUGACAACUACUAUGAUCUACAUGAUCUCUCCGUCAUCGUCCCAGAAACACCAAGCCCGCAGCUCGGCAAACGGAGGAGACACAGUCGCAUCACAGAGGAACACUUGAGUCAGGCGGCGGCCGCUGGGUCUCCAGGGCGACCACAUAAGUCCAAACGCAGAUGCCUGGCUGCAGCGAUGGGGGAGCAGGGCUUUGUUCCAGCUUCAUCUCUCCGAGCUUUUCAUCUGGGCCCCUGGCUGGAAGCCCCGCGGCCGACCGCGUCCUGCUCUUCCUCCUCCUCCUCCUCCUCCUCCUCCUCCUCCUACUUCACCCCAGUAUCAGAGGAGGAAGUGGAGGGAGAAGCCAGUCCUGCCUGUCUCAGCCGGAGGUUGAAGCAAAGUCUGACGCCAGCGGCGGCUUUAGCUUUGCCAGCGCCGCCGGCGUCCUCCUCGGCCGAGUCCUUGUCCUUCCUGACCGCAGAGGAGAAGAGAUGGCUGAACGGCGAGCAGGUAGACGCCUCAACAGCGGCGGAGGAGAUCGUCAUCAGCGACGAGGAGGAGGAGGCCGCGGUCCGCUCUGCUCAGGAGGAGGAAGACGAGGCGUUCGCUCGGAGCCUGCAGGCCCAGUUUGACCAGGAGGAGUCACACAGCCAACAGCAUCAGCAGCUUCAUCAUCAUCAUCAUCAUCUUCAUCAUCUUCAUCAGCAGCAGAGCCACCACGCGUAUUACCCCUACGUGGAGCCCAGCUGGAUGCCUCAUCUCCUGGCGGCCGUUUCUCCUCUGGUCUCCUUUGAAGACGAUCUGAUUGGUCAAACCAGAAGACGUGGGCGGGGCCGGCGGAGGAACGCCCAGCCUGAGCUUUCAGAAGACCUUCAGGGGAACGACUACGAGGCUCUCCUGGCGUUCGAGGAGCGCCAGGGUACCGUGGUGUCCAACCGGCUGAGUCGGAGGGAGAUCCAGAGGUUUCCCACCAGAACGUUCCAGCCGGCUGCCGGCGCGGGGAACACACAGUGUCAGAUCUGUUUCUGUGACUACACCAGUAAGGAGAAGCUGAGAAUCUUGCCCUGUUUCCAUGACUACCACGUCCAGUGCAUCGACCGAUGGUUAAAGGAUAACGCCACCUGUCCCAUCUGCAGAGCCAACCUGGCGGACGGCGCCGCUGCCCUCUCCCCCCCACAACCCCUCUGACGCCAGCACUCCUCUCCCGGGGGCGAGGCUCUCCUCUGCCAGUAUUCCUGUCUCUCUCUCUCUCUCUGUAGUUUGUAGUUUUAAAGGACAACUCAUCUGUUUUUAUAACUUUUUAUUUAAAUUGUUUUAUGUCAGAACUGAAUCGACUCAAAAGAAAAUAAUAAAACCUUCGAAACCU